Symbiodinium sp. CCMP2456 is the source of this 6099-nucleotide messenger RNA. The record is from the annotation of a GenBank genome assembly. Lineage: Eukaryota; Dinophyceae; Suessiales; Symbiodiniaceae.
AUGUCGCUUGGCGCCUCUGCUUCCUCGGUGUCUGCUGCCAAAGCGGCCUUGCGCAAGCAGGUGCGCGCUAGCCUGAAGAUCCUGGAUGACGCUGAAUUGAAUCGCCAAAGUGAGGCCGUUUGCGAACGACUGGUGCGCAGCAGCCUCUUCACGGCGAGUCAGAGGAUUGGCAUCUUUCUCGCGAUGCCCAUGGGAGAGCUCCGGACAGGGCCUAUAUUGCGGCAAGCCUACUCCAGCGGAAAGCAGGUCUUCUGCCCGCGGGUGAUGGGGGAUGGCUGGAUGGAGUUCUUUGAGGUAAAAACCUCGGAGGAAGCUUCGGCUCUGCCGCUGUCGAAGUGGAAGAUCCCCGAGCCUCCGGAGCAUUUUCCCAAAGUGGAGCCAUGGGAUUUGGAUCUUCUGCUGGUCCCGGCCGUGGCUCUGGACCUGAGUCGGAGGCGCUGUGGUCAGGGCAUGGGCUUCUAUGAUCGCUAUGUGCAGCGCGCGAAACAGCGACCGGAGGGAAGCCGGCCUUUGAGAUCGAUUGGGCUUGGACUUCUGCAGCAAAGACAGGAUGAAGUGCCCUGUGAGUCGCAUGACGAGCUGCUUGACGCAGUCGUCUUUCCCGAUUGUGACAUUUUCGCGACUGACUGCGAGCCAGCAGCAGCCAGAGCACGUGCUGGGCCAGCGGUAAGUCCUGACUGGCCUUUGCCUCCUGUGAGCAAGUCAACGAGCAGCACUGUGGACGUUUGGCCAACAAUAGCACCUCAGGCCCGCCUUCCGCCUAGCAGCCUGCCUGGCAAAAGGACGCCGAUGCGUGUUCGGGGUGCGGAGGCAGGGAAUGCGGAUCAACGUCCUCUCUCACCGGAUGGCGGAGUGCAGACCGUGAAACGUGACUACACUUGGCUUCUUCGGGUCAUUUCAGAAAUCGUUCCCAGUGAAGGAGGGGGAAUUCCUGGCACGGUGAGUUACGACGGUACUUGGGUGCCAGACCCUGCUUCCUUACAAGGGAAGCUGGGCAUAAUGUUGCCGGACACAGUCAUCCUGGAGAAGGGGAAGCCCAAGAGGAGGUAUCACAUCGAUCCCGCGGGCCGGAUCCAGGUGACCCGGAUGAAGACCUCCGCGGAGCUCCUGCGGGUUUUGCGCGACUUUGUGCGGAAGGCCAUCAAGCCAAGGGAGCCAGGAAGCCGUCAAGAGAGCAAAGAUGGAAAGGCUUUGGGUGGCAGCCGAUCUGAAGGUUCUCUGCAGGCUGUCCCGGGCAUAUCUUCAACCGGGAUGGCCUCAACCCUGGAUAGUUGUACAUCCAGCGCAGGACCCCCGUCAGUUCCAAUUCCACAGAUCGAGGUUGCUGUGCUCUGCUACGAUGACGGACUGUCUCGGCUAAUGAUGCUUGCUGAGGCCGUGAGCCAAAUCAGAGGUGCCAGCAAGUUGCCACGCGAGCUCCCUUCUCAGUCAUUCCACCCCGCUAUCGGCUAUUCUCCGGCCUUUCUCGAGAAAGCCUACGUGUCUGCCGACCUUCAGAGCAAGAUGAGUUCUGACUCCGCUGACAGGUGUGGACGCCUGCCCGACAGCCAGCGAACCAGUGACGACGAUCCUGAAGCCGUUCCAAACAGCGAGGAGGCUUCAAGGUGGCCUAGUGAGCGCCACCCAGGCACUGGAGCUGGCAUCGCCGAGACAGACAGCCUUCUCUUCGGAUCAAACCCAUCGCCACAGGUGACGACAACUGCGGGAACGCUCGGCGAAACGGUGCAGCCUCCCAGCGAGCCGGAGCCGGUUGCAACGGUUGCACCAACUUUCCAGGAAACCACUGUAGUCACGACCAUGGCCCCUGCUCCGCCGGGGCAGGUCCGGCUCCAGGGUUAUCCCUCCGUGCCUGUGGCGAACGUCUUGUGCUUGCCGAAGGUCGGUGCGUUCCAGGGACAAGUCAUGGGCAUCGCAGGAAGCAACGAGUUCUUCGAGAUAGCUCUGGACAUCAACAGUCUUACGUCGAACGCUGAAGUGUUGUGGAUGGCCGUCGCACUGACGGUCAUCAUAGCCUUCAUCUUCCUCUGCCUGGUUGAAUAUCUUGGUCUGUUCUUGAUGCGGCUGUCUGUUGCUUUCGUGGUCACAGCUCCGGCGGCCAUUGGUUUCUAUUUCCUCGCGUUGUGGUUUCAAGACGAAACUUCUCCUGUUGCGUCACAGAUCGCAACGAUGAGUCAAGGCUACAUCUCUGAUGACCAGGGACUUCUGGUUGCUGGGACUUUCGGCGUGGGUGUGUCGAUCAUAUUCGGCCUUCUGGCGUGCUUUCAGUACUCCUCGCUUAUGAAGGCAACAGAAGCUGCGCAGGAGGCUGCAGACUGCAUCAUGACAAUGCCGACCCUGUUGGCCGAGCCAAUCCUCAGCUUGAUCUUGAAGGUACCGUUCAUCGUUGGUGGGGUGGUCUUGAUCCUUGUGCUCGUGACAUCUGGAGACUAUCAGUCUGUGGAUCUGACGAAACCUUCCAGCCUCUUCAAUCCAGAUGACCUCGCAUUGACCAGCGCAGUCUAUGCAACUUUCAUGUUCCUCUGGCUCAUGGAACUCCUGCACUACAUCUCCGUUUUUGUGGUGAUCUACACUGCAGAGACCUGGUAUUUCAAACACUAUGGGACUUCGCGUACCAACUUUUGUGGCACCUGUGGGCCGUCCGUGAUGCUUCAAGCCUACUGCGCCGCUGUCACCUCUCACCUGGGCUCCUUGAUCUUUGCGUCUUUCCUGAUGGUGACUCUGCGGAUAGUGCGUUGGAUCGUGAAAGCCCUUCUCAGUGCGCAGGAGGGGUUGAGCACAAACCCAGUCACGAGCUGCAUUGCCCAGGCUUUGAGCAUCUUUACAGAUGCUUGCCUCGCCUGCGUUCAGCGUAUCCUCGACUUGACCAGCCAGGUCGCUCUCAUGGACAUAGCGUACCACGGAGACUCGGGCUUUUGCGGAGCCACCCAGCAUGCUUUGGAGGUUAUCUUCUCCAACCGAUCCGUUUGGUUGGCCGUCGAAGGCGUUUGCUUGGUCUUCAUCGCGGUGGGAAUAGCUGGAAUCGGUGCAGGCACGUGUGUCCUUACAUACAUGAUCACGAAUUCCGUCACCCGCUACACGGACAUAGACAGCCCAAAUCACGUGUCAGAUCCACAAGAGGUGGCGGUGGUGGCCGGCGUCAUCGGCGUUUUCCUAGGCUGGACAAUGCUUCAUCCCUUCAUCACUAUUGCAGAUACCAUGGCGUACUGCCAUGGCUUCACGGCGUAUGAGGAGAAGAUGAGUGCUCAGGCCGAUGUGGAAGAAGCCACCUACCAGAACUGCUAUGGCUGUUGGACAAAGCCAGCCCGCGAGACCGACCUCCUUCUCAAGACGGACAAAAAGGAAGCCCAGGUGCCCAUCCAAAGCAGAAAGGCCGGUGUACCUACGAGGUAUAUCACCUACAGCUUCGACAUCAACAACGGUGGCUUGGACCCGCAGGAGCCCAUGCCGCUUGGUGGUGGUGCACGACUUCGACUACGAUCUGCAAGUCGCACGGUUCGUGGCGCAGAUCAUGACCUCAAGGAGAUGUACGAAAUUUUCGAGGGAUCCGUGCGGCACGAGGACAAGGCCUCUCCAUUAGCUCCCGAGGUUCGCGGCGCAGAUCAUGACCUCAGGGAGAUGUACGAUAUGUUUGAGGGAUCCGUGCGGGAUGAAAUCAGGCUGCUCCAUGACUACGUUCGGGUGCAAUUCUCAGCGCAGGCAGAGCAUCUGAGAGAGUUGAGCUCGCAGCUGCGGAAGGGAUCUUUGCAGGCCUCCCAGCAGUCAGACGGACGCUCAAAUCCGGAAGACAUCGACUUUAGCAGACUGGACAGGCUUCUGGCCUCUCAUGGUUUGGAUCUGCAUCUCGAGAAGUCUCCUGACGUGCGAGCUCCGAACAAUCCUCUCGAAGGUGCUGGGCAGCUGUUGGAAGAAGAUGGCAUCACCCCGGACAAUCCCAAAGGGCCCAAACCACCGAGGGUUUCAGAUAACGUGCUUCAAGUACCGCUUCCAGAGAGCUCUGCACCGUCUGAGGAUCCGCGUGUUUCCCCGUCCCACUCCGUUGCAAGCCUGCGUUCAGCGCACAGCAAGAAGACUCCGCCGCCCGAAAAUCCCGAAAGUCCGCAUGCCCCUAAGCGGGAUAGCUCUCGCUUCAGUUUCGUCCGUUCACAGAUGGUUGCACAGCAGAGGGUUGCCAGAGCUGCCGCCUCUCGCGUGGAGCGUGCAAUAUCACUCGCUCCGCCUCAGCAUGAGAAUCUAUCGCUAAAGGACAGGAUCGGACAGGUGGUUGCCUCAAACCUCUUUGUGUAUGGCAUCAUGUCUCUGAUCUUCAUCAACCUGCUCAUGCUGGGAAUUGAGGUGGAAAUCUCCGCAUCAUUGGGAACAAACGACAUACCCCAAUGGUUUGAGAUCGUCAACCUGGUGAUUGUAGUCAUAUUUGUUCUGGAAAUCACAUUAAAGUUCUUCGCGUUUGGUUGCCGGAAAUUUUUCCUGGGUCCUGAUGGACACUGGAACAUGUUCGACUUGGUCAUUAUCCUACUGUCUUGCCUGGAGACGGCCCUGGAUGGAAUUGCCGCAUCACAAUCCGCAUCACAGGUAGAGUUGAGCCACCUCCGUGUCAUGCGCUUCAUGCGCUUGGCCCGGACGUUGCGUGGAAUCCGAGUCAUCCGACUGCUCCGCUAUGUCGGCGCCUUGCGAACUCUUGUGUUCUCCAUCCUGAACACCAUGAAGUCACUGUUGUGGACUCUGAUCCUUCUUUGCUUGCUAUUUUAUUCAUUCGGCGUGGUGUUGACCCAGCUUGUGCAAGAUCAAUGCAGGUUCGAAGCGAUUGCAGCUACCGGAAACACCAAUGCAGUGCCCCAUUGCGAAGAUGGUGUGCUUGAUAAGUAUUGGUCGAGCAUCUUCGAAAGUAUGUUGACGUUGUUUAUGGCCAUAUCAGGUGGCUUGAGCUGGGGUGAAGCAUUGGAUCCGUUGAAAAGCUUUUCACUCAUUGCAGUGGCCUGCAUGGUGUUCUAUGUGCUAAUCGCAGUAUUUGCAGUUAUGAACGUGGUUACUGGUGUUUUCUGUAACACAGCCAUCGAGAGUGCGAACUCCGACCGCGACAUCAGGGCCAUUGAGCAGUUGAACAAGCAGACGACUUUGGUCAAAUCUUUGAAAGAGCUCUUCCAGGAGAUUGACCAUGACAAUUCGAACAUGGUCAGCAUUGACGAGUUCAGGACAGCUGUGAACACCCCAAAAAUGUCUAGUUUUCUCGAAUCGAUGGGAAUAUCAACUCAAGAUGUGUGGACUUUGUUCACCAUUAUUGAUGCGGACUCAAGCGGGCUGAUUGAUCUGGAUGAGUUUGUUGGAGGAUGCAUGGAGUUGCAUGGGCCAGCAAAGAGCUUCCAGAUGUCGAAGAUGAGCUAUGAGAACAAGAUUACACGACAGGCGAUCAAGAAGCUUGUCAAAGAGACCUCAGACGUGAAGAACCAGCUCGUGUUUGCUGUCCGGGCCCUUGAGGCAUCAGGACGCAACUGGGCUCUCGCUCAGAAGUCGGCGGAAUCAGAGGCCGCCCGACUUGCUGCCGUACCCAAACGCCUGAAUGAUCAUCUGCGGUCCAAGUCCAGGAGGGUUGGCAUGGAGAUUGUGCAGGGCCAGUUUGAGUUUGUCCUUGACGAGGCCGAUGGAACUCUAUGGCUGGCCAAUGCGUCAAAUCUUCGCUGCAGAUUCCUGCCGAAGUCUUCCAGUGAGGACAAGAACGGUGCAAACUCUGAAGAAGAGGUCGUCCGUUUUUUCGAGGAAGAAGAGUUUGAGGAAGAGUUGCGGGACACGGAGAAGAAGAUGGAGCAGCUGCGGAAGAGAUUCGGUGGCGAUCCUGGCGUAGCGCAUGGUGGAACAGGAGUUUCGGGCAUCACUGUCAGCGCCUCUGACCAACUGGCUGGAGUCCGAGUACCCAACAACCUUGUACGAUUUUAUCAGGAGGAGGAGAAAAUGCUGCGCUACUAUGAGGAUGAGAUUCGGGUGUUGGCCCUGAGGCCUUUGAAGCCACUCGCCGAAGGACGAGCUGUUGGGCUCGGCUGCUGGUUCCGACGCUGGGUGAAGAGCGUGAAAGCCCCGCGGCCAGGAAGGCUGGCCAUACUUGAGUAA